UUGAAUUCAAACGGUAGAAGUUGUCUUAUUUCUCCCUUCCUGCAACCCUCUGAGUGGAUCUGACUUGAGGCCGGAGGGAGGUUUGUGGCCUCCAGGAGUUUAAUCUUUCCGGGGAAAAGUCCAUGAAGAGGUGUCUUUGAGGGGACUGGGGAGCAUGGAAGACGAGUGUGGUGUUUGGGGGCCGCGAGGAUUUGGGGGAAAGAGCCGGGCCCUCUGAGAAGGGAGAGGCCGAGUUCGGCAGCGGAGGCCUGGGGGGCUGUUUUUCUUCGGGAUUUAAGGGCCUUGUUUUGGAUGUUGAGCUAGGCAAAGGGGAUCAGGCAACAUGGACAAAUCUAAAGAAAACAGUGUUUCAGGACCUAGCAACAAGACAAUGACUCCACUUGGAGAAGGUCCAAAACGUGUGCCUGUGACUCAACAGAUUUCUUCUCAGAAUCGGUUACCUGCAAGUAGUGGGCAAGCUCAGCGGGUCUUAUGUUCUUCAAAUACUCUUCUAGUUUCUUCCCAGGCACAAAAGAAUGUCUCUAGUCAUAAAGCAAUUCAGACUCAACAGCCACAGAAGUUACAACCAGCACCUGUAAUUCACCCUGCAUCAAGACCACCAAAGAGCACUCUAAAUACUGAGCAAUCUCAAACACCAGUGUCUGCAAGCACUCCUGGAAAGGGAGAGACACCAAGGCAGAAAAACGAGGAAACAAAAAAAAGGCAGUGGGCAUUGGAUGACUUUGAAAUUGGUCGCCCUUUGGGAAAAGGAAAGUUUGGAAAUGUUUACUUGGCACGAGAGAAGCAAAGCAAGUUUAUCCUGGCGCUUAAAGUGCUUUUUAAGGCUCAACUGGAGAAAGCAGGAGUUGAACAUCAGCUGAGGCGAGAAGUAGAAAUACAGUCCCAUCUUAGGCAUCCUAAUAUUCUGAGAUUAUAUGGUUAUUUUCAUGAUGCCACAAGAGUUUACCUAAUUCUAGAAUAUGCACCUCGUGGAGAAGUCUAUAGAGAGCUUCAAAAGCUUUCCAAGUUUGAUGAACAAAGAACAGCUACUUAUAUCACAGAGCUGGCAGAUGCCUUAUCAUACUGCCACUCAAAAAAGGUGAUUCAUCGAGACAUUAAGCCAGAGAACUUACUACUUGGAUCAGAUGGAGAGCUGAAGAUUGCAGAUUUUGGCUGGUCAGUUCACGCUCCAUCAUCUAGGAGGACAACUCUUUGUGGCACACUUGACUAUUUACCUCCUGAGAUGAUUGAAGGCAGGAUGCAUGAUGAAAAAGUAGAUCUAUGGAGUCUUGGAGUUCUGUGCUAUGAAUUUCUAGUUGGAAAACCUCCUUUUGAGGCAGAAACAUAUCAAGAAACUUACAGAAGCAUUUCAAAGGUUGAAUAUAAAUUCCCUGACUUUGUAACAGAAGGGGCUAGGGAUCUCAUUUCAAGACUUUUGAAGCAUAAUCCUUACCAAAGGCUGACACUAAAGGAGCUCCUUGAACAUCCUUGGAUCAUAGCAAAUUCUUCAAAAUCACCAAGCAGCCGAAAAAGCAAAGAAUCAAACAGUACAAAAUCUUAAGAGUCUUGCCCUCUAGGAAAUUUGAGCCAAGGUUACUAUGUUGCCAUACAAGAAAUGCUACUGAAGUGGGAUAUAGUUUUGGGAAAUUGCCUUCUGUCUGGGUUGUUGAAGGGGAAAAAAAUUAACUUGAAUCGUCAGUACUUUAACUUGCACUAGUUGUAAUCUUCAAUUCUGUGAGUUAAGUGAGAAAAUUCAACUAUAUGUAAACAUCAUUCUGAAGUAAGACAGUUGAAGGAAUAAAAGCAAACACAAAGUUGCUUAUUGGCUCAGUCUUCUGAGGCAGGUUGACACAGAGGAGCUGCCAAAGAGCCUGUGUUAAGGUGCCCUAGACACAGAAUGUUGAAAUUGCUGAGAAAGUUGGACUACAGUUGUCCUCAUCUUGGUGUCUUUUUAAGGACAGUGCAAUAACUUCCCAAUAACUCUAAGUGGUGGUGUUGUUUUUUAAUUUAUUGGGCAGAUGAGGCUUUUGUCAUGUGGUCUGAAUCUGAACAAAACUGGUAAAUCUCUACGAACACUGAUUUUCUUUUCUAUGCUGUUUGAAUGUUGACUGUCCUACCAAUUUAUUAAAUAAAGACUUGUUUAAAAGCA
This is a messenger RNA of Phascolarctos cinereus (koala), 2128 nucleotides long. The record is from RefSeq and is a predicted model, not a curated record. NCBI's taxonomy places the organism in Eukaryota, Metazoa, Chordata, Mammalia, Diprotodontia, Phascolarctidae.